UUCUUUCUCCCCCUCUCACCACUUCUGGGAGACUUGGAACGCUUCACUAAAAAUCAUGUCCAUGUAUCCCUGGCAUGGUUCAACUGCCACUACCAGUACUGGUCAUCGAACGCAUCCUCAUCCUCAUCAGCAGCAGCAGCACCGACACCAACACCAACACCUCCCACAUCUUCCCCAUCACACCGCGAACGCCGCCGCCCCAGCCGCCGCGGCCGCCUCAAAUCCGCGCAUUGACUCGACCUCGACCACUAUAACACCCACUGCUGCUCCUCCAAGUACCUCUGCCGCGGCCCUUCAGAUGCCCCAGAUGCCAUGGCUUCCCUCGAUGAUUUCCGCGCGAGCCAACCCACAGCAUGCAACGCUCCCUAACUUGUCCACGAAUUUGCGCAUACGACCACAGCCGACGCCGCAGCCUACUGCACUCGAUACACAGCACCAGCACCAGCACCAUUCGCAACCCCACUCACUUUCUCGGCAACAACAACAACAACAGCCUGUUCCUAUGGUCAUUGAUGCACGUCAACAGCAACAGCAGCAACAACAAAAGAAAAAACAGCGACACCAAAAACAACAGCAAGCUGUCUCCAUAUCGAGCGAAGAGAGUGAUUUCGAUACCUCUGAUUGCAGUGUACGACAUAUCACCACUGCGGACGCGUUGGGAGACCAGGAUUACAUUUCUUCCGAUGGGAUGGGCGCGAACACAAUCGCACGUGCGCGUUCACAUGCUCGCGCACAGCAGCAGCAGCAGCAGCAACAGCGCCGCCAUGGCCAUCAUCCUGUAGGUGGGGGUAAUGGCGGAACCGCCAACAGCACCACUACCACUACUCCUUCCAAUAGCCAGCGAGACGGACCCAUCCCCAACAGUAAUGCGACAACAACCCGAUCUGGCACUACAGCUACUACCAUUCUCAUUGAUGAUCGCGAUGACCUCGACCUCGAUGCUACCGCCGCAGGCAACGACAGUGCCGACAACUCCCUAAACAUCUCCGGCGACCGUGAAGGGCCCCGCAAACACGGGAAGCGCCUGACCACCCUCGAGGAAGUCUCGCUCUUCGACAUCUGCAAUCGCCAUGCUCACGAGUUUGGUCAGCGCAGUAAUUUGUGCAAGUGGUGGAUGACGGUCACGGAGGAGUUCACGCGCGACCAGGGACAUCCGUACUCGUGGCACUCGGUCCGUCGCAAGGUGGAACUAGUGACCAAACAACGCAUGAAGUUUCUGGACGAGCAGCGCGAGAGAGGGGGCAGUGAGAGCGAUGAUCGGUCGAAUCUCAGAUGGAGGGCUGCUGUGGAUGCGUGGAUUCCCACGUGGCAAAGGUGGGAGGAGGCUGAGGCGAGGCGGAUCGAGAAGAGGGACUCGAGGAGGCCGAGGAAGAGAAAGGACAGAGAGUGGGAAGUUUGGGUGAACGGCAACAAUGACAGGGUCAGUCCUAGCUUGGGGGCUUGGAGAGCGACGGGGAGUGUGAGUGGCAGCGGAAGUCCACUGGUGAACGUUGGUGGUGCUGCUGCGCAGCUCCCAACACCGUCGCAGCAAGCGCUCUCAACGCCGCCCGCCUCCACGCCCCAGCACACCAAAGUCCGUCUACCCCCCGGAUUCGAUAAUAUGUUCGCCAGUCAGCCGCAGUCCCAGUACCACACCCCGACUCCAGCCCCAGCGACUAUGCUAGGCGGCUCAUCCGGAGGCCGACCGUCUCUGGAUGGGUCCCUCGCUCUACAACAACUGAACAGCACCCCUUCCGGAGGCGAGGCGGGUAACGCAGAGUCGUCGUCGAUGAUGAGUGCUGUUCUAGAGACGUUGGGCAAACUCAACCGUCACCUCGACGCUGCCAAUCCCACCAGCACCCUACAAACCACUUUCAAGCCCCUCAAAACGACCGAAAGCCGCUCACGCGCUGCCACCACCACCACCGCCGCCGCCAUAGCGCAGCAGCAGCAACAACAACAACAACAACCAUCCCAAUCACAAUCCGACACCAGCUCGGACCCCGACGACCCCCCCUCGCCCACCCAAGCCCCAAAGAUGUCCCAAGUCUCCUCCCUUCCGAUCCCAACUCACCUCAUCGCCAAGCUCAAAGCCGAACUCCGCGAGGAGAUGCGUGAGGAGAUGCGGUCCGAGCUGGCCAAGGACCGCGCGAGUCUCGAGGAGAAGCUGGACUCGGUGCAACGGACGCAGGAGAUGAUCUUGGAGAUGUUGAGACAGGAGCCGUCUUGA
Aspergillus aculeatus ATCC 16872 is the source of this 2209-nucleotide messenger RNA. RefSeq lists its product as uncharacterized. The transcript has a single exon. The record is from RefSeq and is a predicted model, not a curated record. NCBI's taxonomy places the organism in Eukaryota, Fungi, Ascomycota, Eurotiomycetes, Eurotiales, Aspergillaceae. Bases 56 to 2209 code for a protein of 717 amino acids.